CCUUUAUUCCGACAAACACCACCAUCACACUUCACACCAGCAGAAGAAGAAAAAAGAGGAAAUAUACCGAAAUUACCCUUUCAAGUACAUGCUCUAACCCUAAUUCCUAUGGCGUUUUCUUCGUUAACGCUCUCCCGCUGCAAUUCCAAGGACCAUCUAUAUCCAACUGCCGGGAUAUCCGAAGCCCCAGAAGAUUCGGACGGUUGGCAUUUCAUCCAGGAUCGCUGCCUGCAAUCCCCAAUUACCAGCGCCAGAAAGAAUCGGAAGAGGUUGGUCCGAGGCGCAGGAUUGGGAAGACUCAAGAAGGGGGAAUUGGCAUUGGAGGAUCAUGUGAGGACUUGGAUGGAGAAGAAGGUGGUGUCGGGAGUCCCGGAAGGAGAAUGCCGGCUUCCAUUUCUUUCUAACGACCCAAGAAUGGUUGAAUGUCGCUUGUGCAGUAAAUUUAUCUACUCCGGGGAAGGAGUCUUUUGCUAUUCUCGUUGUUGUCGAGCAGCCUAUCACAUAAAAUGCGCUAAGGAAAGACUUGGAUUUUCUAGCUGUCGAAGUUUUAAGUGCCCUCAACAUGCUUGCUUCAUUUGCAAUAAAAGGGGACAUUGGCGUUGCAUCAGAUGUACGAUAGCAGCACAUUCUAAAUGUGCACCUUGGCCAGAUAAUAUUAUCUAUCCCAUCAAUCAACCACGACAAGCUGUUUGUUGGAAGCAUCCCACCGAUUGGCGGUUGGAAAAGAAGCAUGCAGUUGCCACGAGUGACAUCGAGGAAGUAUUCUGCCGCUUGCCUCUCCCUUACAUUGAUGAGGAAUUUAAGAUUGACUUCAUCUGGAAGGACAUUAUGGAGAAUGAAAUGGAGCCAACUCCAUACAUAGAUAUCAGGCGUAAUGUGUACCUUGUCAAGAAGCAACUUGAUGAUGCUGAUACCAAUGUUGGUUGCACAAAAUGCAGUACCAUGUCAAUGUGUGCAGAGGAUUGCAUAUGCAGGCUUCAAUCUAUGAGCUGCUCAAAGGCUUGCUAUUGUUCAGAGAUGUGCACAAACAGACCAUUCCGCAAAAAGAAAAAGGUUAAAGUUGUCAAGACUCAAUUUUGUGGAUGGGGAGCAGAGGCAGGUGAAUCCAUUAAUAAAGGGGAUUUUGUCAUGGAAUAUAUUGGGGAAGUUAUUGAUGACACCUUGUGUAAGCAAAGACUUUGGGACAUGAAAUGCACAGGCCACCAGAACUUUUACAUGUGCUCAAUUCGGAAGGACUUCACAAUUGAUGCAACUUUCAAGGGAAAUGCUUGUCGGUUCUUGAAUCAUAGCUGCAAUCCUAACUGUAACUUGGAAAAAUGGCAAGUUCAUGGGGAGACACGUGUUGGUGUGUUUGCAUCUCAGUCAAUAGAAGCAGGGGAACCGUUAACAUAUGACUACAGAUUCGUGCAUUUCGGGUCCAAGGUGGAGUGUUGCUGUGGCUCUCCAAACUGCCAAGGCUAUCUCGGUAGGAAGGCAAAGUCUGAUAAGAUGAACUUGUGCUGGGGAAGCGAACACAAGAGAUCAGCAGAGCUUGUGACACCAAGGAAAUGAUUCUUUUCAUGCAUAUACAUCGAGGCAGCCAACCAGAUGAAAAUGCCCUGCGCUCUUUGUUACUUUAGUUACUUGUGUAUCUUGUUGCAGCAAUAGUCAUAACCAUUGAGCUUUUAUUUUAUUUAAAAAUUCUCAUUUGUAUUUUUCCAGCACUUCUUAUUUUUCUUUCAUGUCUGUAACAUUUUCAAAAUGUCUAAGGAACACUUGAGAAUUUACUGAAAUUCCCCUCUUUAUUGUAAAACAUGUUCUAUUUGACAGAAAUUUAUAUUACCCAAAAAAGAAAUGAUGUGAAUUUCUAUAGGAAUGAAAAGAGUGGCUUUCUUUGGUA
This is a messenger RNA of Magnolia sinica, 1879 nucleotides long. Its product is annotated as histone-lysine N-methyltransferase ASHR3-like. Lineage: Eukaryota; Viridiplantae; Streptophyta; Magnoliopsida; Magnoliales; Magnoliaceae. Gene Ontology annotation, molecular function: protein binding; histone H3K36 methyltransferase activity. Gene Ontology annotation, biological process: regulation of DNA-templated transcription. Gene Ontology annotation, cellular component: chromatin; nucleus. Bases 109 to 1551 code for a protein of 480 amino acids. The record is from RefSeq and is a predicted model, not a curated record. The transcript is spliced from 11 exons.